AUGGUUGUUCUUGAACUCUCGUUUUUGGUACGAGUUGUGCUCGAACUUCAUUACAAAGAAGAUUUGAUUCAUUUCUUAUUAAUAAACCACAAGUGUGAAGAUGUUCUACAUUCCUUAAAACUUACUCCACGAUUUCGUAAUACGCCGUCACUAUUAUGGUUUCUUGAACAUUUUUCUCCCGACACGAUUGCAGUUUUUUGUUUUGAUGAAACACUUCUUUCAUUUCUUCCAUCUAUAUCUUGUAUUCGUUCACCUGAUUUAGAGUCUUUAUAUUCGUCUAAUUCACUCACAGAAAACGCCAUUCAAAACAUCUUUCCAAAAAUAGUUUCGAUAACACUUGACUCGACAAUACCGUCAUUUGGUGACAACGAAAAUGAUUCAACAAAAGUAGCAUCCAUUGUGAUCGCAAACUCAUUACUUUUAAAUCAUGUUAACACUUUAUAUGGAGACUUGGCUUCAAUAGCGUUGUAUUUAGAGAAGUACACUGAAUAUGGAAAGUACAAGUAUGUGCAUCUUCCAAAAAUAAUUCACGCAAAUUCUCUUCGUGGGUAUGCAAUGCUUUAUAAUGAAGAAAUUGUCAAUUUAUUGCGUCGAAUAUUGUUGUGUGUACCAGACAACGGUACACAUGACAUUUCCAUCGUUUUCUAUCGGCAACUUACUUUAAAAGAAAUAGAGAAUUCUGGUGACUUAUUUAGAAGAGUAAAAUAUUAUUAUAUUCACGCACAUACUUUGAUGGGAGAGAAGUGGAAUGAACAGAUAUAUUGUAAUAAAGGUAAAAUGCGUAUAGAAGGACAGAUUUAUGGUGAUACAAAACGUGUUAUAGAUCACAUCGUGGAUAAAGUCUACCCAUCUACUUUAUUUCAACAACAAGUGAACAACAUAUAUCAGAAUGACAUCUGGGAAAUAUCUAAAUGCAUAGAGACGUAUAUUCUGAGUCAAUCACGUUUGAAUGAAAUGACUCAAUUCCCAAUUGAUAUGUCAACUGUAAAAUUUGUGUUUCUAAAUACAGUCUUCAAUUUUGAGUUUACAAACAGCUUUAUGUGUGUCGAAAAACUGUCAAUUAAAGAGUGCAAAAAUAUUAUAUUUGAUGAGAAUUGUGCUCUACCGAAACUCACCAGUCUACGUGUUCUUUUAUCAAAUGAUAUCAUUUUUAAAGGCAACUCAAACACUCAAAUUGAAUCAAUUUUUUGUUACAAUGUACAACAAUUCAAGUGUACAAGAAAAAUCGAUCUAAUCAGAAAAGUAAUUUUAUUGUAUUGCAAAGAUUUUGAAAUGUGCGAAUUGGAUAUUCCAAACACUGAUAUAAACACGCCAAAAAGUAAAGAUGAUAACAAAUGCAAUACAAAUAAUAUAAAUAAGAGUAGAAAUAUCUACAUUGAAUGCAGCGAAAAUUUAAUAUUUUGUAAUACAACUUUCAACCAAAUUUUGAUAUUUGAUAGUGACUCGACAGUUUCAAAUGACUUAGAUGACUUAAAUGAAAAGACGAAUUAUUCGAUGAGACGAUUUGUUCCAAUGACUGAUGGCGUCGAAGUUGAAAAUGGAAUCAUAACAGAAAAAAUGCACGACUCAGAGACAUUAGAUAUGGUCGUUUCUCGUUAUUUGAGUACAUAUAAUAUUACAGAUAACUUGGUUGUAAGAAAUAUCAACAAGAAAGAAGUUGACGUGAUCAAAGGGAUUAGUUAUUUUGAAAUAAGUGUGGAGGGGUAUAGUGUCAUUUCUAUUGGAUUAAUAGACCAAAUAAAUUACAGAGAGUUUGAAGGAAGUCAAGUCGGGUGGAGAAAACACUCCGUUGCAAUGCAUUCCGACGACGGUAAAAUAUUUUUUGAUGGCAAAACAAUUGAAAAUGUGAAUGAAAAGAAAUGUGCGUUUGCUUCUGUUACAGGCGUGAAGAAAACGGUGGGGUGCGGUUUUAUUAUGAACACUAAAGAAGCGUUUUUUACAGUUGAAAGUGAGCUGAUGUGUAAAGUAAAAACUGAUUUUACACUAGUUUCUGCUGCUAUUGGAUUUAGAAUCACAAACCCAAUAACGGUGAAUUACGGAAAAAGGCCUUUUGUGUUUGACUUAAAAACCAUCGACAAGGAUAUUUGA
This is a messenger RNA of Entamoeba invadens IP1, 2088 nucleotides long. RefSeq lists its product as hypothetical. Bases 1 to 2088 code for a protein of 695 amino acids. Lineage: Eukaryota; Evosea; Mastigamoebida; Endamoebidae. The transcript has a single exon. The record is from RefSeq and is a predicted model, not a curated record.